UUCUUCCUCUCCAGGGAGAAUAAAUGCUCCCCUUUCCGCAAGCUUGGAUGGAGUUCAUCCCCGCUUGUCUGCUCCCCUUUCCAUACGCUGAAUUCUCAUUUUCUCCUGCCGGAUCUGAUGGAGGCGGCGGAAGACGCUUCGCUGGAACCCGCGAUUGCAUGGCUGGUGCAGACCAUCCUCGCCACCCUCCUGGUCGACAAAUUGGAUACAUGGAUUCGCCAAGCUGGGUUUGGCGAUGACAUCGAGAGGCUCAAGUCGGAGAUCAGGAGAGUCGGGAUGGUGAUCUCUGCUGUCAAGGGGAGGGCGAUCGGUAACGAGCCGCUGGCUCAAUCUCUCGCUAUUCUCAAGGAGCUGCUCUACGACGCCGACGACGUGGUUGACGAACUCGACUACUACAGGCUGCAACAGCAAGUCCAAGGAGUUACAAGGGACGAGUCCGAAGGUAUGCAUGGAGUUGAGCGAGUCGAUGAGAUAUCGAGGGAUGCUGAUACACCAAAUAGCAGUGUUGGCAAAUUACGGUCUGUGGUAUGGCAACACUUCAAGAUCACAGAAAAAUAUAACGGAAAGCCCGUAAAAUCAGUAUGUAGAUAUUGUGCCAAAGAGUUCACAUGCGAGACGAAGAACGGAACAUCAUCUAUGAGCAAGCAUAUCAACAAGAUUUGCAAGAAGAAACCUAGAGUGCUUCCAGCAAACCUUUCAAGGGCUGAUGACGCUAUUACAAAUUCUGUACCUGUUGUAAUUGGUGAUUCAUGUAGCAGAAAAAGAAGGAGAGUUGAGGAGGAUUCAACACAAAUCAUUGCAUCGAAUACACAAACCCCUUGGGACAAGGAUAUAUUAUCCAGUAGGAUACAAAAAAUUGCCAGUCAAUUACAAGACAUCCGAGGGGACCUGGGCGAGUUUCUCAAGCUACAAGGAUCGGACUUAGCUUCCAAUUCAAAUCACCAUCCGAGUACAGACUUAGAUCAGCGCCUAAGGACAUCAAGUCUUCUUCCAAGAAAAGUUUAUGGAAGAGAUGCAGAAAAAGACUGCAUUGUAAAGAUGGUAACAGAAGAAAGAUCAGAUGGCGUAGCUGUUCUGCCUAUUGUAGGCAUUGCAGGUGUUGGGAAAACAACUCUUGCUCAACUUGUAUACAAUGAUCCAAAUGUGGAACGUCAAUUUGACCAAAAGGUAUGGGUUUGGGUGUCUCACAAUUUUGACGAAGUGAGGCUAACCAGGGAGAUGUUGGACUUUGUUUCUCCAGAACGGCACCAAGGAUUUCCUAACAAAAAUGAAACGUACGAGGGAAUAAAUAGCUUUGCCAAGCUUCAGGAGGUCUUGAAGGGGCAUAUGCAGUUCCAGUCAAAAAGGUUUCUACUUAUUUUAGAUGAUGUAUCAGAUAAUAUGGAUGGCUACCGAUGGAACAAAGUAUUGGCCCCCUUGAGAUCAAGUCAUGUGAGGGGUAGUGUGAUUCUAGUCACAACUAGAAAUUUAUCUGUUGCGGAAAGGGUAGGCACACUUGAACCGAUCAAGUUAGGUUCUUUGGCAGAUAAUGAUCUUCGGUUGUUGUUCAAGUUACAUGCAUUUGGUGAUGAGAACUAUGAAGUACCUAGAAAUUUAAGCAGUAUUUGGCGGCAAAUAGCAGAGAACUUAAAGGGAAACCCAUUAGCAGCUGAAUCUACAGGAAUUUUACUAAGGAAGAAACUUAGCAUUGAUCAUUGGAAUGACAUCCUUAAGAAUGAAGGUUGGAAAUCCAUGCAACUCUGCACAGGCAUUAUGCCCUCUUUGAAGCUUAGCUAUGACCAACUUCCGUACUAUCUACAACAAUGUUUUUCAUAUUGUUCUAUAUUUCCUGAUAGUUAUCAGUUUCGUGCCAAGGACUUGGUCCAUAUUUGGAUUUCACAAGGAUUUGUGAAGUGUAACCAUUCCAGUAAAAGAUUGGAGGAGAUAGGACAGUUUUACUUGACUGAUUUGGUGAACCUUGGCUUCUUUCAGAAAGUCGGAGAAGAGGAAGAUGAAUCCUCUCUAGGCAGUCAAAGUUCUUAUUCUAUUUCUGGUCUCAUGCAUGAUUUUGCCAGAAUGGUUUCAGGGAAUUAUUGUGCAACUAUAGAUGGUCUACUGUGCACUAAAAUGUUGCCAACUAUACAGCAUAUAUCAAUAAUAACUGAUUCUGCAUACAGCGAAGAUUGGCUUGGGCACAUACGUCGGAAUAACAAGUUUGAAGAUAACCUGAGAAAUACAGUUAUAUCACUGAGAAAAUUGAGGACAUUGGUGUUGAUUGGCAAAUAUGACUCUCACUUCUUCCAAGUCUUCCAAGAUAAAUUCAGAACAGCGUAUAAUUUACGUUUGCUGCAAGUGUCUGCAACAUCUGCUGAUUUUAGUUCCCUCGUGUGCAGUUUGGUAGAUCCUACACAUCUUCGCUAUGUAAAACGUGAGGCUUAUUAUGGUUUGGACAGGGCUCUGCCACUGGUUCUGAUCAAGUUUUUUCAUCUUCAAGUAUUAGAUGUAGGAUCCAACAACGAUCCCGGUGUACCUGAUGGCAUGAACAAUCUUGUUAGCCUGCGGCAUCUUGUUGCAGGAAAUGGAGUAUACUCUUCGGUUGCUAACAUUGGUAGCAUGACAUCACUUCAAGAGCUACGUGAUUUUAAGGUUCAACCUCUGUCUGGUAGCUUUGAGAUAUCACAACUCCAAUCCAUGAACGAGCUUGUAGAACUUUUGGUGUCUCAACUUGAUAAUGUUGAAAGUCAAGAGGAGGCUUAUAGGGCAGGAUUGAGAGACAAAGUACACUUAGCGAAACUGCACUUGUCCUGGAAAGAUGCCUUGUCAGACGAGGAAUAUAGCAGUGACUAUAGCUCUGAAUCUUCUGAGGAGCUUAUGCCAAUGGAUGAUGGUGGCCCAAGUUCUGAACCUUCUAUGGGUACAGCGAGAGAAGUGCUUGAGGGUCUUGAACCUCAUCCGAACUUAAAGCAACUACGGAUAUCUGGAUAUAAUGGUGCUGCUUCACCAACUUGGCUAGCCAGCAAUAUCUCAGUUACUUCCUUGCAGACGCUUUAUCUUGAUGGUUGUAGAGGAUGGAAAAUACUUCCAUCUCUCCAAAGUCUUCCGUUUAUCAGAAAGCUGAAGUUGAGAAAGAUGCAGGAAGUUACAGAAGUAUUGGUUCCUUUACUGGAGGAGCUAGUUUUAAUUAGAAUGCCAAAGCUACUGAGAUGCUCAAGCACUUCUGUGGAGGGUCUGAGCUCUGUCUUAAAAACACUGAAAAUCAGGAAGUGUCAAGAACUGAAGGAAUUUGAUCUGUUUGAGAACGAUGAUAAAUCGGAAACAAGGCAGAGGUCAUGGUUGCCUGGUCUUAGGAAACUCGUUCUCAGUGAUUGCCCUCAUUUGAAAGUGUCGAGGCCUCUUCCACCUUCAACCACCAUUUCUCAGUUACUCAUCAGAAGAGUUUCAGCACUUCCAACUUUGAAUGGACCAUCUAAUGAAAAGUUACAGAUUGGGUAUUCGGGUAUGUAUGGACAUAAGUAUAUUGAUGAAUCUUCUGAUGAGUUGAGGAUACUGGAUGACAAAAUUUUGGCAUUCCAAAAUCUGAGAAACCUCAAAUCGAUGAGCAUAGGGGGUUGCCGGAAUCUAGCUUCUAUUGCGUUCAAAGGGUUCAGCCAUUUCGUCUCUUUAAAGAAUUUGGAAAUAAGCAUGUGCAAACAACUUUUAUCUUUAGAUGUGAUGCCAGAGCAUACCCUUGAAGAUGAGACAUCUUUGAAUGGCAAGACCUUCCCAUCACUUGAAACUCUCAGCAUCAAGUCAUGUGGAAUAACAGGGAAGUGGCUAUCUCUGUUGCUGCGACAUGCGCCAGACCUAGACGAAUUGCAUUUAGAGGAUAUAUUACCGAUAGGAACGGGAGACUCGUCAUUAGGGGAGGAAGAUGACGCAUUGACAGGUUUAGCUAAAGACGAGAAAGGUGACGCGUUGACAGUGUUAGCUCAAGACGGGCUCGUGCACAUUCCAUUAAAUCUCAUCUCCUCUCUCAAGAAGAUAACUAUUAAGAGCUGCCAUCAUCUAACAUUUAGCUGGAGCGAGAAAGGCUUCUCUGGAUUUGCCUCGGAGCUAAACAUUUGGGGAUGCACCAAGCCGCUCUCGUCUUUGGUGCAUAAAGACGGAAAUGAUCUCGCCAGCCUUAAAAAGUUAAUGGUAGAGUGGUCCCCAGAUUUGGAAUCUCUACAGCUGCACUCAUGCACGGCACUGGAAGAAUUGGAGAUUGGGCACUGUGGAUCUCUCACCGCACUACAGGGCUUGCAAUCCCUUGGCAACAUUAAAAAGUUAGUGGUAUACGGGUCCUCAGGUUUGGAAUCUCUACAGCUGCACUCAUGCACCGCACUGGAAGAUCUGACAAUCAAAUAUUGUGAAUCACUCAUCCAACUAGAGGGCUUGCAAUCCCUUGGCAGGCUCAGGCAUUUGGCAGUAUCUGACUGCCAUGGCUUGGGUCCAUGUUUGGAGGGCUUUCUAAGGCAGGGAUAUGAGCUGUUCCCUCAGCUGGAAACGCUCGAGACCCAUGAUACGUCUAUUCUUACCAUGUCAUUCUGCAACCACCUCACCUCCCUCCGAAGCCUACGACUUAACUUUUUGGAGAUAUCACCAUCAGAGGAGCAAGGGAAAGCGCUUGUGAUCCUUACGUCCCUACAAGAGCUCGAAUUUUAUUGUUGCUCUAGUCUAGUAGAUCUUCCUGCGGGGCUGCACCUCCUUCCUUCCCUCAAGAGGUUGAAACUGUUAUCUUGUCAGGGAAUCUCAAGGCUGCCAGAAACAGGCCUGCCACUUUCGCUGGAAGAACUGUAUAUAUAUGAGUGUAGCAAUGAGCUAAAUGAUCAAUGCGCGGGUCUAGCAACGAGCAAGCUAAGGGUCAAAAUUAAUGAAUACUGGUAGGUUUUAUAAGCCUUCCCAAAGUUCUUAAACCAUGUACAUGCACGUAUGCUCUGCAGCUAUAUACAUGCACUUCUGACAUCGGAAUGCUAGCUCUUGUGUGAUAAACAACACCAGACGGAUAUGUUGGGGUUGACUAAACUCACGUCUCCCUGCCCCCCAAAAAAAAGAGGGAGACUAAACUCAUGUCUCGAUCAGCCAGAACUCCCAGAAGACAGGAUGGCCACACCAGCAAACACCCAGUCCGCGCAUAAAUUGUUAUUAGAACUGAAUAUGCAAACCUGCAACCUGUUUUGUCUGUCACUGGUUACUACUAGUUUCAUCUGCUGUGAUAGGAGUGAUGGAGAUAUGCCGAUAAGAUGUGUAUGUAUUAUGCCAUUUUGGUACUGUAUAUCCUAUUGGGUUCAUUUCUCUU
Lolium perenne is the source of this 5296-nucleotide messenger RNA. RefSeq lists its product as uncharacterized. Gene Ontology annotation, molecular function: DNA binding; ADP binding. Lineage: Eukaryota; Viridiplantae; Streptophyta; Magnoliopsida; Poales; Poaceae. The record is from RefSeq and is a predicted model, not a curated record.